This is a messenger RNA of Caenorhabditis angaria, 2914 nucleotides long. Lineage: Eukaryota; Metazoa; Nematoda; Chromadorea; Rhabditida; Rhabditidae. The record is from the annotation of a GenBank genome assembly.
AUGCCGGGGACGAAUCGGAUGAACGCAGAAUGUUUGGCAACGUGAGUUGGGUUUUGAGGAUUUUGGGAAAAAUUGAAAAAGUUAGGGGAAAAAAGAUAAUUAAAAAAUCUCACGACACUUAUGUUAGCUUUAAAAAUUUUCCGAACUACGCUAGGAUUUCAGCAAAAUCCUAAAAACACGUCUUUCAAAAACCUUUUUUCCAAUUGAAAAAGCCCAAGAUAUACACUAAUCUGUACGGCGUAAAAAUUUUUUAUUUACAAAAGCUCAAAAAUUUUUUGAAGUUCAAAAAACUAUUUUACCUCGCCUAGGAACCUGGCAUUUUUUUCCGAAGCUCAAAAUUGUUAAGAAAUCGAAUAAAGUUCGCAGAAUAUCUUUGAUUAGGAGAAAACUAUCUAAAAAAUCGCAAAAGGAAUAGUCGAGUUGAUGCCAAUGGGAGGGUUUUGUUCAGAUAACCCACUGACUCCGGACCAAUUCCAUGAUAACUUCUCUUCUCAUUUUCAAAUAUAUACCCCUAUCAAUUCAAGUAACCGACAUUUCACUGGUUAUUGCGAAAUUAAUUGUUUGUUCAUUCACAAUAACUUUCCAGAUUUCGCAAUACUUUAUUUUCAAUUUAACUAGUGAAAUGUCGGUUGCUUGAAUUGAUAGGGGUAUAUAUUUGAAAUUGAAAAUGGAAGUUAUCAUGGAAUUGGUCCGGAGUCAGUGGGUUAUCUGAACAAAACCCUCCCAUUGGCAUCAACUCGACUGUUCCUUUUUGGAUUUGUUUUUUUUGAAAUUUUUUGAGAUACGGCUUUUCUUAAUAUUAGAUUCUCUGAAGUUAUGAAAUGAAAAAAAAAUUACACCAUGUGGUACGGUAAUUUUUAAUGAAAUCCCUCAAAAUCUCCCAUUUUUCUUCAGACAUGUAAUAUUAGUAUCAAGUGGGAUUUAUGGUGACAAACUGCUAUUUGUUUAUCCAUUCACACGAAUUCGUGAAGAAGAUAAUAAUUCACGAAUGUGUUCAACUCCACAACAAACAUCAACAACAACAUCAACCAACAUUGAAAUACCACAUCACGAAUCCGAACCCUAUAAGAAACAACGACAAAAACCAACACUAACCAAAGUUACUGAGAAAUUACCUCUUCUACCAAUGACUGAAUUCACGUAAGUUUUGAAUUUUCAGAAAACUUUGGAAUCUUGAACCCUGAAAAAAUAAAAUUCCAAAUAUUUUAUUUUCCAGAUUUCGUACAGAUAUUCUCGGGUAUAUACUUCUAGUCCAAAAAGAUGCCAUCGAUAAACCAUUCGAAUUGAAAGUCGACAAUUUCCGCUUCGUCGCUUGGCCAAAAUCUUGGUCAACACGUGAACAAACUUCCUCCGGCAAAUUCAUGUUCUCCAUAGUUUUCGCUCUCAAAACCUCAGCUGAAACACAUACAGUUGAAGCAUAUCAGCGACUAUCCAAAAAAUUGGCAAUCUCUUUUGUUACUUUACAACAUUGUGAAGGAUAUUUGGAAGAGGAAUUGAGGAUUAUGGAAGACGUUGAUCAUGAUUGCAAAGAUCCGUUUGAGAAGUUGUAUGAGCAGAGCAAAAUGGCGAGAACUAUUCGAGAGGUUUUUGAUAAAAUUACCAAAUAUGGAAGUGUACAUGUAAGAAUUUUUUGAAAAUAUAAAAAAAAAUGAAAAAAAUCACGUUUUGAAAAAAUUUCAAAAAUUCACGUUUUAGUUCAUUUCUAGAUUUCAAAUAUCCAAAAGUGAGUCAGCGCUCGACCAACAUUGCUCACGUUAAACCAAAACCAAAACAUUUUCAUUUUUCAGAAAUACAUAAAUGAUUUCGUCGAAAUUGGUUUUUGCGACGAAGCCUAUUCAUUAGCCCGAAAUAAUGUGAUGCCAAAAGGUCGAAAAGAGAUCAAAAAUAUUGUGAAAUCGAUUCGACCCUAUCACGGUAUUCUACUAUUAGAAGAUGUUCUACCAACACCCGAUGCAAAUCCAUCAGUCGCACUUCUACUUCGACAUUGCAGUCCGGAUCGAUCGAUUUUGGAUAUGUCAACUGCUUCGGGCAUUCCGAUUUUUGAAGUUUUUAUGAUUGUGCGGCAUUUGUUGUUGUGGACACGGGCUAUCUUGAUUUAUCCACUUUGUAAUACAAAUGUUUAUACAUCUGCAACAAGUCCACAACCUUUAGAAAAGUAAGCGAAUUUUGGAAGGGGGGAAUUAGAGUAAAUUUUCUCAAGAAGAUUUUAAGGUUUUCAAAUUUGGUUUUUUUUUUCCAAGAAAUUUGAAGUCAAAAUUCUCAAGUAGGAAUAUUUUUCAAGGACUAGUCUCUAGAAAUUCACUGUGGCAAGGAGGCACGCCUUGAAAGCUUAGUUCUCAAGCCGCGUCUAGAAAGUCCAAUUGUCGGAGCGGUUCCUACAGAAUCAAUUUUUCAAGUAGCAGCGCCUAGAGAGUGGUUUUUGUUUAAAAAAUUCAAAUUCCUGUGUAUCAGAAUCGGGCCAUUCAAAAACUGAUCAUGGGUCAAAUCCCUUUUGAUGAUUCCAAAACCUUCUUCCCUGUCUUUGAAAAAAAAAUCCCAUUUCCAGAAUGAUCGAAAAAUUCGCCGAAACAUUUGGUGCCAAUAUUCACCUUGCUGCUGGUUUAGCACACUUCAAUCCACCCGCCAGAUUAGAUACAUUUAUUCGACCGAAUCUAGCAUUGUCUGAACAACAAGUUCGAGCAAAAUUGGUGGUUGCAUUGCUAAGACAUCAAAUGCUCAUGCAAGUGGGUUUUUUUUUUGAAAGGGGGAAGUUUGAGGCCUGUGAAAAAGUAGAAAUAUUCCUGAUAUUCAAAAUAUUUAUUAGUCUGAAUUCCAAAAUAAAUUCCAAAUUCAACUAACAAUAAAUAUCAAAAUUAGAGCUCCAUUUUAUUUUUAUCAAUUCAAAAAAAAGUUUGAUAUCAAAUUGAAACAGUAG